AUGAUCACCGCGCACCAGGCGGAUCCCACCGAGGAUCUCAGGCGCGAGCGAAGCCAGGCAUCCUUCCCCUCACGCGAGCUCGCCGCGCUCAUGGCUGGGGGCGAGGCGCAGCUCAAGCUUCGAGAGCGGAUCGCGGACGCCGUGCGAGCGGACCCGGUGUUCAGCAAGAAGGGAAAGUACUUCAUGGAACGCGCCGACCUGUACCGCACCACCCUGGAGAAGUACCUCGCGCUGCCCAGGCUCGCCACCGCCAUCGACCCGAACGAUCCCAUCACCGUCGGCAAGAUCAUCCGCGAGCUCAUUGACGAACCCGGCGGCCUCGACCUCCACCUCGGCAUGUUCAUACCCACCAUCCAGGGCCAGGGCGACGAAGAGCAACGGAAACACUGGCUGCCCAUGUGCACCAAGCUGCAAAUCAUCGGAACCUACGCUCAGACGGAGCUCGGUCACGGCACCUACAUUCGCGGUCUCGAGACCACGGCGACGUACGACGCGGAGAAGGAGCAGUUUAUCAUCCACUCGCCCACGCUCACGGCGACCAAGUGGUGGCCGGGCGGGAUGGGAAAGACGUCCACGCACGCGGUCGUCAUGGCGCGGCUCAUCACCCACGGCCGAGAUCGCGGCCCCCACGCGUUCGUCGUGCAGAUUCGGCGGAACGAAGAUCACCAGACGAUGCCGGGCGUCACCGCCGGUGAUAUCGGACCCAAGAUGGGAUACAACGCGGUGGACAACGGGUUCCUCCGGUUCGAUCACGUCCGCGUCCCGAGGCGCGCGAUGCUCAUGCGGUACAGCAAGGUUGACCCAGACGGGACGUUCCACCCGCCGCCUGUCGCCAAAGCGAGUUACGGGACGAUGGUGUUUGUCCGCAGCGACAUCGUGAUGAACGCGGCGCUGUACAUGAAAAAGGCUGUGACCAUCGCCAUGCGGUACAACCUGGUGCGAAGGCAGUCGAACCCGGGGGGCGAGAAGGCCAGCGGCGGUGUGGGACAAAAAGGGUUGGAGUUGCAGGUGAUUGACUACCAGCACUCGCAGCGGUCGUUGUUUCCCAUCCUGGCCAGGGCCUUCGCGUUCCACUGCACGUCCGACUUUAUGCGGCGCAUGUACUUUAGGUACGAAAAGGUGAGCACUCGAAAGGGCGAUUUCAGCGCUCUUCCCGAGCUUCACGCCACGUCAUCGGGGCUCAAAGCGUACUGCUCGUGGGCCACCAAAGACGCGAUCGAGCUCUGCAGGUUAUGCUGCGGCGGGCACGGGUUCAUGAUGCUCGCGGGAUUCGGGACGACGUUUGGAAAUUACGCCCCGAACGCCACCUACGAGGGCGACAACAACGUCCUGUGCCUUCAGACGGCGAGGUACCUCCUCAAGGUUGCGAGAGCCGUCGCGAAGGCUGCCGCGCGAGGUGGGGACGUCCGGGAUGCCGAGGAGGGCGCGCAGGGCACGUCCGCGUACAUCCUCGAGGGCGGCGGGGGUUUGGAGCCCGGGUGCCAGCUGGGCAAAUCCGUCGGGCUGCGGGACACGGAGGCGGCCCUUGGGGCCUUUGCGCACGCCGCCCGGCGGCAGAUCCUCGCCGCGGCGUCGCGCGCGGGAACCCUCGGCGCCGAUGCGGCCAUGUCCCGCGACAUGGUGGCCUGGAUCAAGGCGGCGAAGGCGCACUGCGCGUACGUGGUGCUGCUGAAUUUCGUGGACGCGGUGGCGGAAUCCAAGCCGAGGGUGAGCUCGGCGACGGCGGCGGUGAUGGAUCGGCUCGUGUCGCUCCACGCGCUGGCCACGAUGGACGACAACAUGGGGGAUUUCCUGGAGGACGGCCACGUGUCGGCGGACCAGGCGGCGGCGAUCCGCGCGGAGGUGGCGGUGCUCCUCGCAGAGCUGAGACCCGACGCGGCGGCGCUCGUGGACUCCUUCGCGCUGGACGAUUACUUCCUCAACUCGGCGUUGGGCUCGCACGACGGAGACGUUUACAGGAGGCUGUACGACGAGGUUCAGUCGGCGCCGUUCAACGCGUCGCACGUGCCGCCGGGGUACGCGGACUUGCUGCACUCGCGGCUCAUCAAGGGCGCCGGGCGAAGUAGGCUGUGA
Molecule: messenger RNA, 2073 nt
Organism: Micromonas commoda
Lineage: Eukaryota; Viridiplantae; Chlorophyta; Mamiellophyceae; Mamiellales; Mamiellaceae
Exons: 1
Coding region: 1-2073 (690 amino acids)
Biological process (GO): fatty acid beta-oxidation using acyl-CoA oxidase; lipid homeostasis
Cellular component (GO): peroxisome
Molecular function (GO): fatty acid binding; acyl-CoA oxidase activity; FAD binding
Source: RefSeq, a predicted model, not a curated record